Molecule: messenger RNA, 2684 nt
Organism: Cavia porcellus (domestic guinea pig)
Lineage: Eukaryota; Metazoa; Chordata; Mammalia; Rodentia; Caviidae
Gene: Pcsk9
Product: proprotein convertase subtilisin/kexin type 9
Exons: 12
Coding region: 169-1866 (565 amino acids)
Biological process (GO): proteolysis
Molecular function (GO): serine-type endopeptidase activity
Source: RefSeq, a predicted model, not a curated record
GACGCGUGGCGUCUGCCUGGCACCUACCUGGUGGUGCUGAAGGAGGGCACCCACCGUGGGCAGACCAAGCACACCGCGCACCGCCUGCAGGCAAAGGCUGCCCGCCGGGGCUACGUCACCACAGUCCUGCACCUCUUCCACCACCUGGUCCCUGGCUUCCUGGUGCGCAUGAGCGGAGACCUGCUGGACAUGGCUCUGCGGCUGCCACUCGUCCAGUACAUCGAGGAAGAUUCCUCUGUCUUCGCGCAGAGUGUCCCGUGGAACCUGGAGCGGAUCCUCCCUGUGCGGCACCAGGCAAAGGAGUACAGUGCCCCCAGGGGUGGCAGGGGUGUGACGGUGUACCUCUUAGACACCAGCAUCCAGAGCGGCCACCGGGAAAUCCAGGGCAGGAUCACCGUCACUGACUUUGAGAGUGUGCCCCAGGAGGACGGGACGCGCUUCCACAGACAGGCAAGCAAGUGUGACAGUCAUGGCACCCACCUGGCUGGUGUGGUCAGUGGCCGAGAUGCGGGUGUGGCCAAGGGCGCCGGCCUACGCAGCCUGCGUGUGCUCAACUGUCAAGGGAGGGGCACAGUCAGCAGCACCCUCAGAGGCCUGGAGUUCAUUCGGAAAAGCCAGCUGGCCCAGCCCGUGGAGCCGCUGGUCGUUCUGCUGCCCCUGGCUGGUGGGUAUAGCCGCACCCUCAACGCCGCCUGCCACCUCCUGGCAAGGGCAGGGGUGGUGCUGGUCGCCGCUGCUGGCAAUUUCCGGGACGAUGCCUGCCUGUACUCUCCAGCCUCAGCCCCCGAGGUCAUCACAGUUGGAGCCACCAAUGCCCAGGACCAGCCAGUGACCCUGGGGACCUUGGGAACCAACUUUGGCCGCUGUGUGGACCUUUUUGCCCCAGGGGAGGACAUUAUCGGGGCCUCCAGUGAUUGCAGCACCUGCUUUGUGUCACGGAGUGGUACAUCACAGGCGGCUGCCCAUGUGGCGGGCAUCGUGACCAUGAUGCUGACAGCCCAACCCAAGCUCACACUGGCUGAGCUGUGGCAGAGACUGAUCCACUUCGCUGCCAAGGAUGUCAUCAACGAGGCCUGGUUCCCUGAGGACCAGCGAGUGCUGACACCCAACCUGGUGGCCACGCUGCCCCCCAGCACCCGUGGAGCAGGGGGGCGGCUGCUGUGCAGGACGGUGUGGUCAGCACGCUCAGGGCCCAGACACACGGCCACUGCCCUGGCCCACUGCACCCCCGGCGAGGAGCUGCUGAGCUGCUCCAGUUACUCCCGGAGCGGGAAGCGGAAGGGCGAGCGCAUCGAGGUCCUCAGGGGCAGGCGAGUGUGCGUGGCCUACAACGCAUUUGGGGGCAAGGGUGUCCACGCUGUCGCCAGGUGCUGCCUGCUGCCCCGGGCCAACUGCAGCCUGCACACGGCCCCAGCCAGGGCUGGGAUGGAGCCCCGUGUGCACUGCCACAGGAAGGACCAGGUCCUCACAGGCUGCAGUGCCCACUGGGAGGCUGAGGAUUUCAGGGCCCGUGGGUGGCCCAUGCUGAGGCCAGGGGGGCCCAGCCAGUGUGUAGGCCACAGCAAGGCCAGUGUGCAUGCUUCCUGCUGCAGUGCCCCGGGCUUGGAGUGCAGAAUCAGGGAGCACGGAGUCCCCUGGCCUGCAGAGCAGGUCACUGUGGCCUGUGAGGAUGGCUGGACCCUGACAGGCUGCAGCACCCUCCCUGGGGCCUCCUCGGUCCUCGGCACCUACGCCGUGGAUGACACGUGUGUGGUGAGGAGUCGUGACGUCAAGGCAUUGGACAGGACCCGCGGAGAGGCCUUAGCAGCCAUCGCCAUAUGCUGCCGGAGCCAGGCCUCAGAGCAGGCCUCCCCAGAGCGCCAGUGACACCCCAAGCUGGACAGCCCCCUGCACAGGGCAGGGGCCUGGGCCUGCAGGGACACGUAUGUUUCUGCGUGGCAUCUGCUGGGGCUCCUUGCCUGGGAGAACUCGGGGUCUUGCCUGGUACCGUCACGGGCUGCAGCUUGGUGCGAUCCUCACGCCUCUGGGCUGAUGACCCGCCCUGGCCUACGCUCUUGCCAUCGCCAUUCAGUCAAGCCUACCCGCAGGAGAGAGGUCGUGGGGGCCGGAAGGAGCUGAGUGGCGAGCUGGGGUGGUGAGGGAGCUGGUGGCCCUGCAGUGCCUGCCCACUUCGGAGACGCCCCUUUGGGAUUCUUGGCUAAUGGGCGAUGUGUUUUCCACACCCCUGGCAUGAGGGUAGGGAUGAGCUCCAUGUCUCUCCCAGCUGCCUCCCGUUCCCUGCCCAGUAACGCAGGCACCUUGCUUUAUAGGGGAGAUACCGGGACUAGAGAUGGGUGGUGCCUGCCGGCGCACACUGGGGGACAUGGGAAGGUGCUGGACAAGAUGCCGAGCGGCCUGGUGAGGAAUCAGCUCGUUGCUGUGCCAGGAUGGGCACCGGCUUGCGGGUCCUGUGGGGCCAGAGCUGCUCCUGAUGGCCUAGCGGGCCAUGGAAGGGGCGACUGUUCCCCCGCCCCGCUCCCGCGACGUAAGCGUGGUCUCUCAUAGGUCAUCUCUCCUGGGUUGCCUCUCUGUGGCCUUUUUAUACCAAGCUUUCCCAGAACUGUUUGGCUUUUGUAACUGUAUUUAUUCUGGGUUUUGUAGUUUUUAUUAUGUGACUUUUUAAAAUAAAAAUAACUUUGUCAUGA